AUUCUUUUGGCUUCUGGAAUCUCCCCAACAAAAACCAAACACAACCCACUUUUAUCUCUGUUCCAAUCCUUUUCUUGUUUAGUUCUCCCCUUCAUUAUUGACUUCUCCAAACUCAACCAAAUCGAUCUUGCUGAAUUGGGUUCGCUGAAAGUUUCAUACUUUUAUGUCUUCUGGAUUGGACUGGAUUGGAUUGGAUUGUGAGCAUUUGAGCUGUGGUUGGAUAGAAGAAAUAUGAGAGCGGUGAAAGGGAAUAGUAAUUAUGCGAACACUUUGUGACUCCUGUGAAAGCGCUGCCGCAAUCGUGUUUUGCGCUGCCGACGAGGCUGCUCUUUGCCGCGCCUGUGAUGAGAAGGUUCAUAUGUGCAAUAAGCUUGCUAGCCGGCAUGUUCGGGUCGGUCUUGCAACUCCCAGUGAAGUUCCCCGCUGCGACAUUUGUGAAAAUGCACCUGGUAUCUUCUUUUAUUGCGAGAUCGAUGGAAGUUCCCUCUGUUUGCAAUGUGAUUUGAUUGUUCAUGUUGGAGGCAAAAGAAUGCAUGGAAGAUAUCUUGUACUGAGACAAAGAGUUGAGUUUCCAGGAGAUAAACCUGGUAAUAUUGAGGACCCGGCUUCCCAACCCACUGAUCCAGGCGAGACCAGAAGAAUACAACAACCCCAUCCACCUAGAAUGACAAUUGGAGAGAACCUGCAAAAUCGUCGGGUGUCUCCUAUUCGUGCUUCAGAUGCCAAUGCUGAUGCGCAUGUAAAGAUGGAUAAAAAAUUGAUUGAUUUGAACAUGAAGCCUCAUCGGAUGCAUGGACAAGCUUCAAACAAGGAGACCAGCCACCAGUGCACCUCCGCCAAUCAACCAUCCCGAAUUUCAAUGCCGACGUCGUCUUCGUUCUCGCUCUUGCUAACGACGAUGCUUUGGACGCUCGCUUCUGCCUUUAUGAAUCCCCGAACUUUUCUUCAGCUGGGGAGCUCUUCCGGAGCCAGAGGCACUGGCAAUUACUUGACGACGGAGGAGUUCUGGUUUGAUCAGACUCUCGACCACUUCUCGCCCUACGACCGCAGCAAAUUCCCGCAGCGCUACUACGAAUUUCUCAACUACUUCAUAACGCCUGACGGACCCAUUUUUCUCAGAAUUUGCGGAGAAGCCGCGUGCAGCGGCAUUGCUAACGAUUACCUUAGUGUGUUGGCUAAGAAGUUUGGGGCAGCUGUGGUUUCGCCUGAGCAUCGAUACUAUGGAAAAAGUUCUCCCUUCAAAUCACAUACAUCGGAGAAUUUGAGGUACUUGUCAUCCAAGCAAGCUCUUUUCGAUUUGGCAGUUUUUCGUGAGUUUUACCAGAAUUCGUUAAAUGUGAAGCUGAACAAGACCAAGGGUGAAAAUCCAUGGUUUGUGUUUGGUGUUUCGUAUGCGGGAGCUCUUAGUGCAUGGUUUCGGGUUAAAUUCCCACAUUUGACAUGUGGAAGUGUUGCAAGUUCGGCAGUUGUUGAAGCUGUUUAUGAAUUCACUGAAUUUGACCAGCAGGUUGGUGAGUCUGCAGGUCCACAAUGUAAAGCUGCAUUGCAAGAAACUAAAAGUCUUGUUGAACAAAGGCUUUCUACUAACCGGAAAGCAGUGAAGGCAUUGUUUGGUGCAACGCAGCUUGAUAUUGAUGGUGAUUUUAUGUAUUUUCUGGCGGAUGCUGCUGGUACAGCGUUUCAAUCAGGAAUUCCAGAUAAGUUAUGCUCCCCUCUUGUUCAAGCAAAGACAAAUGAAGAGGAUUUGGUGGAAACAUAUGCUAAAUACGUUAAAGAUCAUUAUCUGGGAAGUUUUGGCGUUGAUGUCGAAACAUAUAAUCAGAAGCACUUGAAGAAUACUGCUGUUAGUGAGGGCAGUUCUGAUCGAUUGUGGUGGUUCCAAGUUUGUACUGAAGUUGCAUAUUUUCAGGUGGCACCUGCAACUGAUAGCAUCCGGUCUCCCAAAAUUGACACAAGAUACCAUUUGGACCUUUGCAAGAAUGUUUUCGGAAAGGGCAUCUAUCCUGAUGUUGUUGCAACAAAUCUAUACUAUGGAGGCAAAAAAAUUGCAGGUUCAAAAAUAGUUUUUACAAAUGGUUCACAGGAUCCCUGGCGUCAUGCAUCCAAACAGACUUCAUCUCCAGAUAUGCCUUCCUAUGUCAUCUCUUGCCAUAAUUGUGGCCAUGGAACUGAUUUGAGAGGAUGUCCUCAGUUUCCCUUUCCCCCUAAAGGCAAUUCCCAGAACUGCAGCAACCCUGAUGCAGUCAACAAAGUAAGGCAACAAAUUGUGGAACUUAUUGGCGUGUGGCUUUCUGAAUGCCAAGACACUGGUAGGAGUUACAUGUAAUGCGUAUUUAUCUGAUGCGGGGAACUAGUUCUACAACAACAGCAGCCGCCUAUUCUUGUGCCGGAUGCCGAUGCCGAUGGACGUGUAAAAGUGGAUACUAAAUUGAUUGCUUUGAACGUGAAGCCUCAUCGGAUGACAAGCUUCAGACAAAGAGGUGUUGGCUAAGAAGUUUGGGGCAGCUAUCGUUUCUCCCGAGCAUCGAUACUAUGGAAAGAGCUCUCCUUUCAAAUCUCAUACGACACAGAAUUUGAAGUAUUUGUCAUCCAAGCAAGCGCUUUUCGAUUUGGCGGC
This is a messenger RNA of Pyrus x bretschneideri (Chinese white pear), 2617 nucleotides long. RefSeq names its product probable serine protease EDA2. Lineage: Eukaryota; Viridiplantae; Streptophyta; Magnoliopsida; Rosales; Rosaceae. Gene Ontology annotation, molecular function: serine-type exopeptidase activity; zinc ion binding; dipeptidyl-peptidase activity. Gene Ontology annotation, cellular component: vacuole. Gene Ontology annotation, biological process: proteolysis. The record is from RefSeq and is a predicted model, not a curated record. The transcript has 16 exons. The coding region runs from base 260 to 2326 and encodes 688 amino acids.